Molecule: messenger RNA, 874 nt
Organism: Penicillium pulvis
Lineage: Eukaryota; Fungi; Ascomycota; Eurotiomycetes; Eurotiales; Aspergillaceae
Product: import motor complex subunit PAM16
Exons: 2
Coding region: 30-434 (134 amino acids)
Biological process (GO): protein import into mitochondrial matrix
Cellular component (GO): TIM23 mitochondrial import inner membrane translocase complex
Source: RefSeq, a predicted model, not a curated record
CCUCGCAUUCGGUCUUCAACGCCUUCGCCAUGGCUCAUCGCAUUGUGACUCAAGUUAUCGUCACCGGAGCGCGGGUUUUCGGCCGCGCCUUCGCCGAGGCCUACAAGCAAGCCCAGGCUUCCGGAAAACACAACGCCGUGAAGAAGGCCGCUGGUGUCACUGGCGGCAGCAUCGCUCUCGAUGAGGCUUGCAAGAUUCUCAACGUCAAGCCCCCUGUCGCCGGCGAAGCCAACAACGUUGAGCAUGUUAUGGAACGAUUCAAGAAGCUUUUCGACCUGAACGAUCCCCAGAAGGGUGGCAGCUUCUACCUACAGAGCAAGAUUCUGCGAGCACGCGAACGGAUAGAAAUGGAGAUUCGCCAAAGCGAACGCCAGGCUGCGGAGGAGAAGGAACUGCGUGAGGGCUGGAAUCCCAAGCUCUACAAGGAUCGGUGAAGCUAACGCGCCUGACAGCGCGAUCCGGAUCAUCGUGACCUCGCAAAUCCUAUGCGACCUCCCCUCCCCGCGUUUGCGUCGACGUCCGAGCAUUUAAUUUCGCAUCGCCCUCGAAAAGAACUCCGGAUUUCCGCUCGACUUUCUUGAUUUGGCAUAGCAUGGCGUUUGGGUUAUUACGGGAGAGAACGUGGUUGAUUUGUUCUCUCCCUGAUUAGACUGGGGGAUCUGAUUCCUGGGCUUCUGUCCCUUGUGGAAGGGUUCUCCAACUGCAUUGGAAUCGGUCCCUCUGGCCUUCGGGUCUUGUGUAUACAUACCAUCACCCUUUCUUUUUACCUUGUCGACCUAUUCUCCACUCUGACUUGGAAACCAUCAUGUACCAUAACUGUAUACUUGCACAUGCGGAAUGUUCUUCCCAUUUGAAUCGAUCACUAUUGCCAGUA